AUGGACGAAGAAGAGGAUGACUUCUAUGAUCCCGUCGACGCAGUGCCGACAACACAAUCGCUGAACCACACACAAAAUGCCGCUCCAGGCCAACCGCAGGAGAGCAAUUACAUGGAAGACGGCGAUGAGAUAGAAGAGGAAGAGGAAGAUGAUGAUGACUUCAAUAUUAUCACAGAAGCACCCGAAGGCGCACCAGCUCCCGAAGCCUCUCACCCGCGCCAUGCAAGCUUACGACAAGAACCACAACGGCCGUCCUCCGCGGACUCGUCGGUUCUAACAAGGUCCGCGACGCCAUCCGCGACUCCUCGACAUGAAACUGCGACUCCGAUUCCUGGACACCCAGCCGCAGCCGGAGCCGCAACUGCAAGACCCUCCUCAGAAAAGCCAGGCUCGGCCUAUCCAGCUAUUCACAGCUCCACUAUAGACGUCAAUGCAAACCCCAUCCACCCCAUGACAGGGAAGCCGAUCAUGUCCACGGACAUGGAUGCUGACUUCCCAUCCGACGACAAGCCCUGGCGCCGACCCGGGUCAGAUCUUUCCGACUACUUCAACUACGGAUUCGAUGAGUUCACAUGGGCAGGAUACUGUCUCAAACAACAAGGUGUGAGACAGGAAGUUGGCAGUCAGAAGAGACAGAUGGACGAUAUGCAGGCCUUCAUGGGCAUGGGAAUGCCCCCGAUGCCUAGUGCACCGGGCCCCGCUGCUCCGGCUACUGCUGCGCCGCCCAUGGCUGGCAUGCCCGGUAUGCCGGAUAUGAACCCAGAUAUGAUGCAGGGCAUGCUGGCCAACAUGAUGUCCCAAGGCUUGGACCCGUCUAAUAUGGAUCCCAUGGCUUUCAUGCAGCACGCUCAGUCCAUGAUUCCCGGUGGUGGUCAGCAGAGUCAGCCUGGCUUUGGAGGCCAGCCCCAGGGUCAAGGCUUCAACCAAGGCGGCCAGGGCCAAAUGGGCUACGGCGGAUACGAUCAACGUGGAGGUUACGGGGGCCGAGGACGUGGCCGAAGAUGGUAG
Messenger RNA from Penicillium verrucosum, 1008 nucleotides. It is a transcript of the gene fip1, whose product is annotated as cleavage polyadenylation factor subunit FIP1. Bases 1 to 1008 code for a protein of 335 amino acids. Gene Ontology annotation, molecular function: RNA binding. Gene Ontology annotation, cellular component: mRNA cleavage and polyadenylation specificity factor complex. Lineage: Eukaryota; Fungi; Ascomycota; Eurotiomycetes; Eurotiales; Aspergillaceae. The record is from RefSeq and is a predicted model, not a curated record. The transcript has 3 exons.